UUUGCUUUUCCUCUUUUCACUUCUCCCUCUUACCUGUCUGGUGCCGGCAAUAACCGACCCGGCAGCCGGGGCCAUGCACCAGAGCCUGCUGGAGACGGUUGGUGCCACGGAACCCAGCGGCUGACCCGGUUCUCCAGGAGCAAGCACCAGGGACGGUGUCUGGGCCAACAAACCUGCUUUUCUCUGCCUUCUUUAAGCUGUUUUCCUGCUUCUUUCCCACUUGGAGCCGGUGUUAUCAUUGUCCGGAAGGAGCGGAGGAUGAGAAGAGAGUGGAUGCGGAGGUAGAGGACCCCAAGCCCUGGCUGUGGGAAGCUCCAGGUUUUCCUUGCCUGGAGCCAGGAGUGAGCAGAGAACCGAAUCCUCCUCCCCGGCAUAGGAAAGCUCUGGCGUGGCCGGAGCCGGAGGAGAAGGGAGCGGCGUGUUCCCAAAGCUGCACAUUGAGCUGUGGAGGGUGAAGCAAAGCGAGGGGUGUGUUUAAAGACUAGAGAAUCAUUAAUUCCUUAUUUAUUGUGGACAUCCGGCACUCGUUGGGGGUGCAGAGAUCCAUUGGGAUAGGGGGGACUGGUGUGUGUCGGCACCAUGGCUUUCUCCCAAGUGCAGUGCCUGGACGACAGCCAUGUCAACUGGAGGUCCAGCGAGUCCAAGCCUGAGUUCUUCUAUAGUGAGGAGCAGCGUCUGGCCUUGGAGGCACUGGCUUCCCGUGGGCCUGAUGCUUUCUAUGAGGUCCUGAAGAAGGAGAACAUCAGGGACUUCCUCUCCGAGCUGGAGCUAAAGAAGAUCCUGGAUACAUUGGAGACAUACGACCCCGGCUCUGAGUACAUCCCACGCCACGGCAGCAGCACAGGGGAGAGUGAUGGUGACCACAACAGCCAAGGGGACGAGCAGGACAUGGCCCCAUCCCUGGAAUACUGGCCCCAAAGGUCCGACCGCUCCAUCCCACAGCUGGACCUCGGCUGGCCCGAGACCAUCGCCUACCGCGGCGUCACCCGUGCCACUGUCUACAUGCAGCCACCCAUCGAGGGGCAAGCACACAUCAAGGAGGUGGUGAGGAAGAUGAUCUGCCAGGCUCAGAAGGUCAUCGCGGUCGUCAUGGACAUGUUCACUGAUGUAGACAUCUUCAAGGACCUCCUGGAUGCAGGGUUCAAGAGGAAAGUGGGGGUUUACAUCAUCCUGGAUGAGACCAACGUGAAGCACUUCCUUCAGAUGUGCGAGCGAGCCCAGAUGCACGCGGGACACUUGAAGAACCUGCGAGUCCGGAGCACGGGGGGAACAGAGUUCUUCACGCGUUCGGCCACCAAGUUCAAAGGGGCUUUGGCCCAGAAGUUCAUGUUUGUGGAUGGGGAUCGGGCCAUGUGCGGAUCCUACAGCUUCACCUGGUCUGCGGCCAGGACAGACCGAAACGUCAUCACAGUCCUCUCAGGCCAAGUGGUGGAGGCAUUUGACAAGCAGUUCCAGGAGCUCUACCUCAUGUCCAAAGGGGUGAGCCUCAAAUCCAUCUCCAUGGGUGAAGAGCCUGAACCCGAGCCCGUAACGCUGCCCUCUGUAGUGCCGGUGACACCGGCCAACGCGGUGGUGAAGAAGCUGAUCAACCCUAAAUAUGCCCUGGUGAAGGCCAAGAGUGCUGACCAGAUCAGCAAGACUUCAUCUGAGACCCAGGACAAGAACCAGAAGGUGGACACCAAAGGUAAAGCCCUGCCUGAGGGCCAGGGGGGUGAUAGGCAUGGGGACGUGGCCGAUCUCUCCCUGCUCAUCCAUCCCGGCCUCCUGAACCUGGAGAAAGCCAACAUGUUUGACUAUCUGCCCACAUGGGUUGAGCCUGAUCCCGAGCCUGGGAGUGAAGUCUUGGGCUACAUCAACAUCAUCGACCCCAAGGUGAAGAAUGUGAAGCUGUCACAGAUGAACCGCAUCAAGGUGUGUGAUGUGUCCCAGGCCAGCGCUCAGCACCGGCAGAUGCUGAAGAACAGGGAGAUGGAGGCCAAGAAGAACUUGGAGCAAGAGCAGCUCCUGGUGUCCCCCUGCCAAAGACAGGCCCCACAGAUCCCCAUGGAAGCUCCUGCAGCCACCACAACCAGCCCCAUUGAAUCUACCAGCUGGACAAUGAAGCAAUCAGGCUCGUUUGCCACUUCACCAUUGGGUCACCACUUGAAGCCACCAGAGGAGACACUGGAGGACAUUAAACCUCCAGUUCCAAAGCCAAGGACAACCCCUGUUGGCAUCCUCAUGACCAAAGUCCUCACAGCCUGUGACAGCAGCACUGCCCUGGAGGGUGACACACAACCACCACUGACCGACCUCGUGGGUGCAAAGCAGGAACAGGAGGAGAACCCCAACAGAGCCUCAAUGGAGAGCUGCCAUCUCCAGCCAGAGCGGUCAACAGCAGGGCCACAGGAAGACAAAGGGCCUCCCUGUGCCCACAAUGGGCUGGGAGAGGAGGAGGAGGAGGAGGAAGAGGAGUACAUCACCCUCAGUGACCAGGAGAGCUACUCCAGCAGCUCUGCUGACCACAGCUACCGCCGCUCCAAUGCCUCCUCCAUCUCGGAUGAGUACUUCGAGGUGCGGGACCGCUAUGGACCCCUCCGGAGAACCAAUUCGGAUGUCACCCACAAUGGGGAGAUCCUUCCCAUCCAGAGGAAGCUCAGUGACCCCCACAUCAGCAGAGGCACCUUCCUCAGCCCCCUGGGGAGCCUCCCAUCCCUAAAGCACAUCCGCAUGGAGGAUGCCAACAAGAGGAGGAGCAACGCGGUGGAGAUCAGGUGUGUGCUGCCCCGCACCAUCCUGGAUGGCAACAGCUCCUACCCCAGCAGUGCCACGCAGGGGACUCACAUCUACCGCUACCGACCCAGGAACCCCUUGGGCAGAGAACAAGGCAAGGAGGUCUCCUGCUCCCCAACACAUGAGAAACCCCCCGGGGCCACCAAAUACAGAGGGGACGGAGCCGAACCCAAAAAGACCAUUGCAGGCAGCCAGCCCUAUUGGCAGAGCAAAGCCUUCAGCCCCAGCAAGCAGCCCGGCCACGGCCCCACCAGCAACCCCAGGACACCAAGCAAGUGCUUAGGCUCCCUUCCAGAAAGCCAGAAGACAACGGAGGAGAUGAGGACACCCCUUGGCAUCCCUCUUUCCAAACUGUCCCAAUCCAAGCACCUCAAGAGCAGGGUUGCGGGUGCUUCUAUUGACUCCAAAAAGAAGCCUCCUGAGCCCAGCAGCCAGAAGGAGCAAUAGGUAAAGGUGGACUUCCAUGGUGAGAGGCAUAGUGGAGCGUGCCUGGACCCCAGGCAAUGCUGUUACAUGGGGCAGGGGGAUCUUGUUUACACUUACCUGGUCAAUGCACCAGUAGCAUGUGGCUAUGAUAGACAGCCCAAAAGUCAUCCCGGUCCAGGGCAGGGCUCCAGAGACUGGAUCUCGGAAGAGAUGCAUGGACCGGCUCUGGGCAGGUCGUGUUGGGAAUGAUCUUGGAUGGCACAGCUUUUAGAUAGGCCUCUUCCAGGUUGGGGGAGCCUCCGAUCUCAUUGAGAGCUGGAAAGCAUCAUUGGGUUGGAGGCCAGCAAAGCCCAGCGGCCUGGGAUCGGCUGGCAAAGCUCACCCCAACCCUUUGACUCAGAGGUGCUGCCCAAAGAGGGCUCCUUCAUGGUCGUGUUUGCUUGUAGUUGUUUAAGAGACUCUUCUAUCAUGGUUUUGCACAGCAGGUCCCAGCUUCAGAGGGUGACCUGGGACAAAGGGACCCACUUCUUUUGACCUCGUACUGUAAAAGCAACUUGUUUAUUAAAGCUCCCCAGUCCCAGAGCAGGGGAAACUCACCUAGGACUGUUAAAUGCAACCUUAGGCAGCCUUUGACUUGAUGUGCUACAGCUCAAGGUGCUCAGAUGUCUUCUGCUCCCUAAGCGUUUCCCCAGCACCCCCCAUGCAUCUCCAGCCCCAAACCUCAGCAACCAGGGAAAAAAGGAACAAAAAAGGAACAAAAAAAGCCAUUUUCACUGCUUUCUUUCCUAUCAAAUGGAACCCAGGGUCUGGAUCUUGGCCUGAGCCCCACUGAGCAGUACAUGCCAUGGACAAGCCUUAGCAAGCAGCCUCCGAGCCCUUGGCAGCUGCCUUGGUGCUCCUCCUUGCUGCUCCAUAGCCAACAGCCCCAGGCUCUGCCCUGGCCCCCCCCAUCUCCCUGUUCCUGGGGGGCUGAAUGCUCCUUGCAGCUCCUCCAGUACCUCCAGCAGAAUUCCAGAGCCAGAGGCAUCGCUUUUUGGAUGAGGGAGGGAUGGGAGGCCCCCAUGUGCUGUGGCCACCCAUGGAGCAGCAUGGAGAUAAGCAGGGAGGUGUUGGCACCCCCAUACCCACAGCAGCUGGUGCUCAGGGUAAAGAGACAGGAGGCUCUGGGGACUCAGAGCAAGAUCCAUGAGCAUCCCUGGGUGGAUUUGUCCCCAUCUGGUCCAGCUAUCGCAUCCUGCAUCCCUUCCACCCUGCCCAUGGGACACAGCUCAGCCCACUACAAUGUGGGAACAUGGUCCUGGGAAGUCACCCUCUUGCAGGACCAUCCCCACAGGUGCUGCUGGCUUUAGAUCAAGAGCAAAUCCCUCAGGCAUCAGGUGCUGGAUGCUGGGAUCAUCAUCAAGUGCUAGCUCAAUGCCUAAGACACCCAUCCUGCUCCAUCGUCCCCCCUGCCUGAGGACAGCCCUUUCCCUGCAUCCCCAUCCCAGGGCAUCCCCCUGACCUGAUGCUAUUGGGUACUUCACAGAGGGGCAUCACCCACCGUGCUCCCCCCAUUGCAAACCAGUCAGCACUGCUGAGCUCCUCCUGCUCUUGUGCAAGCAGCCCUGGCCCCCCUCCAGCUCUUGGCUUACCCAGGCGCCGGCUACUCCCAAGCUUUGCAUGGGUGUUGGGCACCAACAAAGGCUCUCCAAGGCACAGAUUCACACCUGGGGGUGUGGGCCCGCUCCCUUCCCAAAGGGGUUCACCGGCAAGUCCCAACACCUACACCUGCAUCAGGGCAGCGGGAGCUCAGCCUGCGGAUGCUGGGCUGCAGCCCAUGGGCUCCAGCAGGAUUAACAGCCCCAUGUGAAUGCCAAGCGGGUGCAGGAUGGGAUGGUCUCUCUUAUCCGUGAUGCUGGAGCCACCGUGAAACAGCCACUGAGCUCUCUGUAAAGCAAAGUGAUGUCUGCAGCCCUUGGGUCUGCAGCCUGUUGUUGGCCAGCAUCCACCCAAGGGGAUGGGUACAACUCUGCUGCUCUCCCCUGUGAGCCCCAGAGCCAAGCAAUGCAUUUUGUUAUCCCUUCAGCAGCAAUAAGGGAGGCAAUGGGCCAGGCAGAGCAGGCCCAGAGGACUCACAGCUUAGCUCAUGAGUAUUAGCAUCACCGAUGCAGAUGUCAUGGUCUGAAGACACAAACAUAGACCAUGAAGAGCAUCCUUUAUUAGAGGAGCUGGACAAGAGGUGACAAAGCCUCCAGGUCCUGAGCCCUGAGGACAAGAACUGUGACCAGCACCUUGUGUUCUGGCUCCCCUGCACCAAUCCCUGUCCCAGGCACCCUCAUCUCCCUGCACACACCAUGAAGGUUGGCAAAGCCAAAACAAGCCGGGUUCUGCAGUCGCUGGAGGGGAUUUUCCCAGCCCAACUCAGCAGACACAAGCUCCAGAGAGAGCCCCAUGGCCAACCACAGCUUCAGACAGCAACCAGCUGUGCCUGAGCACCUCGGUUAAUGCAAAGGCUGCGGCCACUGCUUGGAUGUGCUUGGGCAGGCUCCUCUGCCUUCUUGCUGGUGUUGUCCCUUCUGCAGGAAGGAUCUGCCCUCCCAUUUGUAUUGUGUGCAUGGAUCUUGCUUAGCCAGGGCUCACCCAGGACCGAGCUCUGCACAGGGGAGCAGCCUUGGGAUGGGGCUGGAUGCAGGUCCAGAGCUGCUCCCACCUCCAUAGCUGAGGUCAGUGCCUGCCCACUGAAGCAGACUGCGGCAGGGAAUGGUGGGAAUCACCUCUGGAAUCACCCUCUGUAGUUAAAUACCCUCCUUUGAAGCUGGGACCUGACUUUUUGCCUCCUACUCCUCAGGGCCCAGAGCCCCAAUGGCACAAUAAGGCUGAUGAGCACCUGUGUGAGGCUGCAGGUACAGAGACACAAUGGUGCUGAGCGUGUUGAGAGAGGGCUGGGGAUGAACCACGCUCACUCCAACCGGGAUGAAGGCACAGCUCCAUGCUCUGCAUCCCCAUGGAAUCAAUCCCCUGCGGCAGUGCCUUGUACCAGCAUCACCUCUUGCAAUGGUGGGAUCCCUUCUGAAGCCCCCAUCACAACAACACUGCAAGUUUCCCAGAGCAGGACUGGAAAUGCUGCUUCACCAUCAGACACUUGAUAUCAUCCACCUCUCGGAUGCAUGGACCAGAGGCCAAUAUAUGGAGCAGCAAUGACCACAUGGGAGACCAGGAGGAUGCUUCACAGCAUCUUCACCCAGAGGACAGGGGGACACAGGGGAACCACAGACUUCCUUUAGGUACCUGCUCCAGGCCAAAGCCCUGCUGUGCAUCUUGGCCACUGAACUGCUUAGACUGAGUCUUCUUAUUUAUUUCUGAGACCACAAAGUGGAUGGACUCCCUCUGUGGGUCCUCAAUGCCCCAGCUCUUACCUUUCAUCACCAGCACGAUGGCUCCGAGGACCACGAUGAGCAUCUGCAGUGUGUUGGUGUAGAUGACGGCCGCCAGUCCUCCUGCAGGAGAGCAAGGCACAGUCACUGCUGCCUGGUCCUCCAGCCCCAAUAAAGCUGCCUGUGCUGGAAGGGA
This is a messenger RNA of Melopsittacus undulatus (budgerigar), 6747 nucleotides long. RefSeq names its product family with sequence similarity 83 member G (gene SACK1G). Gene Ontology annotation, cellular component: nucleus; cytosol. The transcript has 5 exons. Gene Ontology annotation, molecular function: protein kinase binding. NCBI's taxonomy places the organism in Eukaryota, Metazoa, Chordata, Aves, Psittaciformes, Psittaculidae. Bases 580 to 3219 code for a protein of 879 amino acids. Gene Ontology annotation, biological process: BMP signaling pathway. The record is from RefSeq and is a predicted model, not a curated record.